AUGAAAUGUUUAAAUCAUCAAAGAUCUUUUGAAUUCAUUUGUUAUCAAUGUAAUAAUUUGAUGUGUUCAAAGUGUAGCAUCAGUCACAUCAAAGAUCAUCCUGAUCAUUUCGAUAGCUUGGAACAUAUCGAUGACAUCAAACACUCAUUGAGCACAUUAAAGUUAGAUGAUAUUAUUGACACCACCACAACACCAACAACCAAUAAUCAAAUUAAAAAUGAUACUAAAGAUAAUAUAGAUGAUAAUAAUAAUAGAAACUCUUUCAUUUCACAAAUCAAGAAUAAACUUAAAUCUAUAUGGGAAUCAUUAAGAUCAUCGACAUCCAGAUAUCAAUCAUUUUCAACAACAGAGAAUGAUAUCAAACAACACUUUGAACAAUUACAUCAAUAUCUAACCACUGAAGAACAUAAACUACAAAGAGAUAUUAUAAAUGAUAAACAUAUAAUCACAAAUCAAAUCGAUAAAAAUGUUAAUCAUUUAAAAUAUUUAAUAAAUAUAAUAAUGUUAUUUAAUAAGUUAAAUAAAGAUAUUAAUAAUAGUAAUGAGGAUACCUCAAUUAUAUCGGAUACAACAACAUUAUAUUCAACAACAACAAUAAUGGAAUCAAUAACAACAAGUUCAUCAUUACAAUCAUUCAUCAAUCAUAACAAUCAAACAUUAUUCAAUGAACAUAAUUAUAAAUAUAAUAAUUAUUUCAAUAUUGAUUCACUUCUUAAACAAGAUUACUCAGAUUUAUCAUCAAUAUUAUUAGAUAUCAUUCAUAAAUACAACAAUGAAUUCAAUGAAUCAACAACAAACACAGACAAUAAUAACUUAAGAUUAUCAUCAUAUAAAUUAUCAAUCCAACAACCUGAUUUCAAUCAAUUGAAUUCAAUCAUUGAACAAUCAAUCAAACUUGAUCGAAUUGAAUCAACUGAAUCAAUAAAUACAACAACAACAAACAACAAUGAUAAAAUACAAUCUUAUAUUUUCACAACACACCUUGAAAAAGGAGCAACACUGAUCAACACAUCAAACAACAAUUCAAUUGAAGAAUUAAUGUUUGAUUAUCAAUUUUAUGCUACAUACUCCUCGAUUGUUUCAAUUGGUGAAUAUAUCUAUAUAUUCGGUGGAGAUACCAAUCAAAAAAAAUGGAUUAAAAUAUCAAUGAAAUCGAAAUCAAUUGAACAUAUUGGUGAUAUCGAAGGAAUCAAAGGUGAUCAAUUAAUAUCAGUUUGUUAUGAUGGUCAAGAUCAUAUCUAUUUAGUGAAUGGUUAUAAUAUAAAGAAUAGAAUUGAUCGAUUCAACAUCAAGACAAUGAAAUUUGAAUCAUAUUUUAACUUACCUGUUGGUUAUGGUCGACAAGUUUCAUCAAUGAUCUUCAAAGGUUCAUUAUAUUCAAUAUCGUUCGAUCAAAAUAAGAUGUUUCAAUUCGAUUUAACAAAUAGAACGAUAACAGAUCAUCAAAUUGACAUUAUACCAUACUCAGGAUGUCAUGAUAACAAUGGAAAUUUCUUCAUAGUAGAUUCAAAAAACAAACGAUUCAUCAAAUACAAUGUUGAAACCAAACAAACAAUCAAUCUCAAUACAAUUCUUCCCACAAAAGCACAGAUUACAUUUGUGAUGUAUCAUCGAGAAUCACCAACAUCAAGUUAUAUCUAUUCAUUUGGAUUGUCAAAUGAUUGUAAUUUCAAAUAUUCAAUUGAAUCCAAUCAAUGUGAACCAUUUUUAAUAGAUAUUAUUAAUCAUCCAAGAUGGUUUUGUGCAUCUACAUCAAUUUCAUUAUAA
Heterostelium album PN500 is the source of this 1767-nucleotide messenger RNA. RefSeq lists its product as uncharacterized. Gene Ontology annotation, molecular function: zinc ion binding; protein binding. The record is from RefSeq and is a predicted model, not a curated record. Lineage: Eukaryota; Evosea; Eumycetozoa; Acytosteliales; Acytosteliaceae. The transcript has a single exon. Bases 1 to 1767 code for a protein of 588 amino acids.